Messenger RNA from Acanthopagrus latus (yellowfin seabream), 4574 nucleotides. Its product is annotated as beta-2 adrenergic receptor-like. The record is from RefSeq and is a predicted model, not a curated record. The transcript has 4 exons. Gene Ontology annotation, cellular component: membrane. The coding region runs from base 647 to 2110 and encodes 487 amino acids. Lineage: Eukaryota; Metazoa; Chordata; Actinopteri; Spariformes; Sparidae. Gene Ontology annotation, biological process: negative regulation of smooth muscle contraction; norepinephrine-epinephrine-mediated vasodilation involved in regulation of systemic arterial blood pressure; adenylate cyclase-activating adrenergic receptor signaling pathway. Gene Ontology annotation, molecular function: norepinephrine binding; beta2-adrenergic receptor activity.
UUCUCCCCCAAAAACAACGCUGACUCAGGACUUACUGAGCAGCAUCGUUUCCCAGCUCAGCACGACGUUUGUGCCGCUAGCUGUCUCUCAAUCAAAACUGAAAGACGUAGUAGCGUGUCUUCAUCGUUCAACAGCCACCGAUGCAAGAGUUCACGGAUGAGGUAACGUUCUUGAGGUUUUACUUUUUGUCAUGUUCUGCAGCUCCCUUCCUCACUCUCUCACUCUCUCUCUCUCCUCUAAGUUACAGCAGCAGGGGACAAAAUAAAAACGCACCGUCACGUUGAGUAAUAUUGUGCAAAAUAUACAACGUACAUCUAGCAGUGGAUCAAAAACGCAAACCCUGGCCUCUGAUAGGCUACUGUCCUGCUGUGAUGUCACGAGGGCUUUGCAUAUAAAGAGGGAGACGGGCUCAGCUGCUGCAAAAGGGGCAAGUGUGGUGGAGGGCUGCAGGAGUGUGUUGGUACAUGAGCGAGUACUGGAGAGAGAGAGCGAGGCAGAGUGUGCCAGAAGAAGAAGAAGAAGAAGAAGAAGAAGAACCACACAGCUCCUGACAAACACAUUAUAAUGAUCCUUUGUGUUGUGGAUGUAAAAGCGAGUGGAUUAUCAGAUCACAGGAUUGUAAAGCAGAGCAAACAGCCUGGAGAUCAUGGCGAGUGUUGUUUUAGCUCCGGCUAACCAAUCAGAGAACAGCACCACCUCCCUGCUCUCCUCUGAUGCAGAGCUCGUGCUGCUGGGCAUCGCAAUGGCCAUUCUGAUCCUGGUGAUAGUUUUUGGUAACGUGCUGGUGAUCACAGCCAUCCUGCGGUACCAGCGGCUCCAGACCGUCACCAACCUCUUCAUCACCUCGCUGGCGUGUGCCGACCUCAUCAUGGGUCUGGUCGUGGUCCCGUUUGGGUCCAGCUACAUCCUGCUGGGAACCUGGAAGUUUGGAAACUUCAUGUGUGAUUUCUGGACGGCUACGGACGUCCUGUGUGUGACAGCCAGUAUAGAAACCCUGUGCAUGAUCGCUCUGGACCGCUACCUCGCCAUCACCUCGCCCCUGCGCUACCCCAUGCUACUCACCAGGGGUCGAGCCUUCGCAGCGAUCCUCGGGGUUUGGGUCGUGGCCUCGCUCAUCUCCUUCCUGCCCAUCCAUCUGAAGCUGUGGGUGUCAGACGACAUGAUCGCUCUCAAGUGCUUGAACGACACCGGCUGCUGUGAUUUCAACACCAGCCCAGCCUACGCGGUGUCCUCCUCCAUCGUGUCCUUCUACCUGCCGCUGGUGUUGAUGAUCUUCCUCUACAGCCGAGUCUUCCAGGAGGCUCAGAAACAGCUGGAGAAGAUCAGAGGGAGGGAGCGGCACUUUUAUAACCUGCAUUACACUGCACAGAUGACUCCCAAUGACAGUCCUGCGCUGAAUCAACUCAGAACAGGGGAGAAGGUGGAAGAACAAGCAGGGGAGUACAGACUGAACAUGCAGAAAACAGGAGGUGCAGACUCUGAGAGGGAGGAGAAGUCAGCAGAGAGCAGAGCGAGGACAGAAAAGGGGGAAGGAAAACAAUCGGCCACGAAGCGUCUGAAGUUCUGUCUGAAGGAGCACAAGGCUGUGAAAACUCUGGGGAUCAUCAUGGGAACCUUCACGCUGUGUUGGCUUCCCUUCUUCAUCCUCAACAUCCUCAUGAACUUCCUCAACUUGGGAGACAUCAAGCUGCUCUUCAGACUCCUCAACUGGCUGGGAUACGCCAACUCUGCCUUCAACCCGCUCAUCUACUGCCGCAGCCCCGACUUCAGGCACAGCUUCCAGGAGAUACUCUGUCUGAGGGGCAAAGGGAGGAGCUGGGGAGGGAGGAGAGGAUGGAGCUGGUGCAGGGACAGAGAUUAUUACUCAAAGUCCCCAAACAGGACGAAUGGGAACUCAGACCUGAGGGGUGUCCGGGGGCUGGACUUACCGCAGAGGUUGGGGUGGAAGGGCAGUUUGGAGAGCUCGAUUCGAGACAGCACCUUAACUCUGGAUCCUGCGACGACUUCUGGUGAGCAGGCGCUGGAGGUCGCUCCUGGUUCCCUGGCAAGCUGGCAGGCUAACAGCUCUGCCAACGGGAGCUGUAAAGAAAACCUGGCUUCCACUGCCUGACCAGUUUACGAUGUUAAACUUAAAUUGUGCGUGCAAAGCCGUGCAAUCUGCUGAAGCUCAAAAUGUUUGUUUUUGGUUGAGAAUGACUCACAUUUGUUUUCUUCUUAAGGCUGUGAUCUUGUAGCGUGAAAGCCCGAGGUUUUCUUCUCACAGUCUUGAUCUGCAGCUCCCUUCUUGCUCAGAUGUUGAUGUUAUAUGUUACUUAUGAAACGCACAAAUGUGAAUAUAUCAGUGGUUUGCAGAAACGUUUACUGGGCUGCGUUAUGAGCUUCACCAAACUGUGGUUUACAGGAAGGUGAUGUCAGUAUCACAGUGACCCAAUGAAAUAGUUUUACUGACUGCUAGAUAAUAAAAAGUAUCAUGCAUUCCAAAAUGCUCGUUUACUAAAAGCAGCCAAAAAGGAAAAUCCAAAAAAAAAAAAAAAAAAGUUGCUGUUAGACAAGAACUGGCAGGACGGAUGCCGGUUCAGAUUCCUGCACACUGUCCAGCUUCAAGGAGGUGAAUCAUGCACGCUGUAAAUCACCGACGAUAAAAGAUUCAGAAUGUACUGAACAACGUCUGCUGGACUGCAGGUAUCAGAGCACCUGUGCAUGUGCUGCAGCGUGGUGCCCACAAAGAGAACUGAGGACAGUUUAAUGAGCCUUCAUACAGUUUGGAUGUUUAAGCCCCUGAAAUCUUGUCUUCUGUUGUGUUGUUGUGUGUUUGUGUUUCUGUAUGAUGGAACAUAUUCAAGACAAAAAUAGCAAAAAAAACUGUGAGGAUUUGAGAGAUCAGCCGUCAGAACCAGUGAGGAGAGCUGAGAAUAAAUCUAUGUCACAUAAAAUCACCCAGAACUGUUCUAACUGUGGCAGGAGGCGACAUGUUCGUCUGGGAUGCCGUCGCUCCUAAAAUGUUUUCAGGGUCUUCAGAUAGUUUGUCAUGAACAGAAGUCCACAUGUACGCAGAAAACAGGAUUCAAAACAGAACUGGACUCUGGUUCAGAGGUCAUCUCCCUCCGUCGCAACACACCUGAAAAACACAUCACAAGAGUUUUCACACUGUGAGGGAGCAGAUUUGUCCACACUGUGACUGGCUGCUUGGUUACAGAAAAUACAACUAAUGAUUUUCAGUUUAGUUGCUUUUUAACUCACUUCUCUUUAUGAAAACAUACAACACUUUUCCGUCAUCAUUUCAAUGUCAGUGUGUUGUGUUAUGAAUGUGUUCCAUUAGGACGAUGAAGCGUGCGAUCCAAGAGUUUUCCAACAAUGUUCAGUGACCUUCAGUUGUUGUUCAUGUGCACAAAAGACUAAAUCGCAUGUAAAAGGCUUCAGUACCUGUGUCAGUGUGGAGCGGGCCUCAGCGACUGUUCAGGUUCAAGCUGGAGGCCGGCUGUAGCCUCGGGUGGUGUUUGAUAUGCAUCACAACAAGCUCAGUUGUUAUCUUAGACAUGAGCCCACAUGGCAGGAAGCACGAGCAGGAAUCUGGCACCGUGUUGGCAGCGCUAACGAGCUCGUCUGCCAGCAGCAUCCAUUUAAAACCUCCAUGACGCAGAGAUUUAAAAAGGCUUUUUGUUCGUCCUGCAGCUGAGAGUCUUACAAUAAUGAUAAUAACCUUUUUCAUUCCAUGCUGAUGAACCUCACAGCCGGUCCAAAAAUCAUUGUGCUGGUGUGUAUUUGUAGCGCAGAUAAACAUCGAAGAGCCAAACUUGUGACUGUCACGACUGCUGGAACCGUUUCCCCUCUCGCUCUCUGCAGGUUUCGCCAUUUUCAGCUCGGUUAUAGUGCGAGCGCUGUAAUCUGUCACACCGAGCUCGUGUGUGUGGGUACUCAGCCUGAGGCGUCGCGCUUAUGAAACCUGAAACACCAUCUUGAUCUGCAGUCACUGAGUUGGCAGCCUUAAACUCCACCAGCGUCUCCCUCCACCUCCACAUAUGAACGUAGGUCGUUAACAUGUAAUGUGAACAUGAAAUGACACCGUCUGUAGUUUGCAUAAAUGUCAAAUGCCAACAUGUUCCUGGCGACUGCUCUGUACUGUAAAUAUGAUCUGCACAUGUGUGUGUCUGUCUGUGUGUGUUUCGUGCACUUGGGAUGUGAUGUGAUUAGAUAUUUGUGCAUUUUAAAGCUUGAAACGUGUCGUUGGAUAUUUGUUAUUUUACUGUAACGUGUACGUGUGUGUUGUAUUAACUACAAGUUGGAAAUGUUGUCCUUUUUUUAUUUCAAGUUCAAUAAUUUAUCACGUUCUCAGAAAGGAACUGACGAGCUGUUUUAGUGUUGUUGAAGCAUGUGGACGUUGGAUCGCUUCACUCUGUUAGUCGAUCCGUGUUGGGACACCGACACAAAUCUGAAUCUGUGUUUUCAGAAGUGUUUCGCCAGCGGAACGGAUUCAUUUUCUACCUCCACCGGACUCACGUGAAUGUCAUUUCAUCUGUGCAAAUAUUUAUUCAUAAGCUGUUGUAUAUUUUUGUCAGUAAAAGAAUGAAGUUUGA